AAUUUCAGUAUGUGAUUGAACUAUAGAAGAUGAACGCUCGACUCACGGUGCUAUUAUUCAUAUUUUCACACUUAGAUGAACUCUAUGGAAUUCCCCGAUGGGAUAACGUAAUGUUCAAGACGAAAGUGUUAUUUUACAAAAUGCGAGGAGAACUUCGUACGCCAAUGCCACCUACUGAUUAUUGCCAAAAAGGACUUUGCCCGCCGAAGGUAACCCACAUUGCAUGUGAUAAACCAUUUUGGGGACCCCAAUGCACCAAACCCCGUGAAGGCGUCAACAUGGAAAAGUUCAAAAUGAAAUUAGAGGAUCUUCAUAAUAAUGCCCGGGGAAGAUUGUCAAGCACGAAAUGGAAGAAUUUACCCCUGGCCAAGCCAUUGCCCGAUAUUCAUUGGGAUGACGAGCUCUCGAUUCUGGCGAUGCGAAUCACAAAUUUCUGCAACGAUAAAGUUGCCAGUGAGUGUGUGAAUACGCCACGUUUCUUAAAUGUGGCCAAAUCGAGCUCAACAUCUCGAAGGGCUAGAAGCUAUCCGGAAGGAGUAAUGGUGCAUGAAUUCAGAAAUAAUUGGAGUUACGCAGAAAACAAGUACGAUGAGUCGUUUGUCACGAGUUUCCCAGCAAAUGCAACGCAAAAAGAAAAUGCUUUUGCCAACAUAGUUAAUAAGCGAGUUCAUCGCUUCGGCUGCGGCAUGUUAAUAAAACAAGAUGGCAAUGAAAAGAUACAUUAUUUUACGUGUCUCUAUAAUGAGAAAGCAAAGGCUGGACAAGCGCUGUACGAUUUACAAUAGUGUGAGAAAAUAUUCUAUAUUUCAAAAUCAAAUGGAGAAAAUGUGUAAUACGUGUAUGUAUGUAAAUACAGCUUGACAUUGAUAUGCAUUACUUGCAAUUUAAAUUAUUACAUUCAUGAGUUUCUAUUAUGUAUGUCAUAUGCAAUUAGAAACAAGUAAGAAAUUUACAGUCGAAUGUGCUCGACUGUGAGAUACCCGCUACCCAUUUUAAAUAA
This is a messenger RNA of Drosophila sulfurigaster albostrigata, 1000 nucleotides long. RefSeq names its product venom allergen 3-like. Lineage: Eukaryota; Metazoa; Arthropoda; Insecta; Diptera; Drosophilidae. The transcript has 2 exons. The coding region runs from base 30 to 785 and encodes 251 amino acids. The record is from RefSeq and is a predicted model, not a curated record.